Messenger RNA from Entamoeba histolytica HM-1:IMSS, 252 nucleotides. RefSeq lists its product as uncharacterized. NCBI's taxonomy places the organism in Eukaryota, Evosea, Mastigamoebida, Endamoebidae. The transcript has a single exon. The coding region runs from base 1 to 252 and encodes 83 amino acids. The record is from RefSeq and is a predicted model, not a curated record.
AUGUCUAAUCAAACAGCUGAAAUUGCCAUUGACAUUCUUCAGAAUAUGCGUAAAGCAAAUGACUCAUUACGUCAGGCUUCAGUAAAAAUACAGAGUAUGGAAGAUAAAUUAGAUAUUAGUGAUGCCUCUCUUCAACGUGCUAUGUGUCGAAAAAAAGUAAAUAUUAUCUUUUAUACAGUACUUAUAGUUGGAUUUUUAGUACUUGGUGUCUAUGCUACUUGUAAAUUCUAUUUUAAAGUUGUGCAACCAUAA